Molecule: messenger RNA, 1278 nt
Organism: Mercurialis annua (annual mercury)
Lineage: Eukaryota; Viridiplantae; Streptophyta; Magnoliopsida; Malpighiales; Euphorbiaceae
Product: leucine-rich repeat extensin-like protein 3
Exons: 3
Coding region: 1-1278 (425 amino acids)
Source: RefSeq, a predicted model, not a curated record
AUGCAAGAUCGGCGCCUUCAUAACAUCCAGUAUCAGGGGAACUACAACUUCGAUGAACUGCUCUCAGAUUACAUUCAGAUUUGGAACAACAGAGCGGCUUACGUUGUUCAGGGUUACCAGCUCCAGCGUCCACCUCACUAUCAUUCAGCGUAUAUGGAGUGGUUUCGGAGCAGCAGCCGGCGUUGGAUUACCCAUGAGGGCGCAGCGGCCGGACAGAGUCGCGACACUUUCGAGAUGAUCGCCCUUCAGAGAGAGGCGCGUGCGUCUAGAAUUGGGACUGCUGCACGCAGUUCUCAAUUAGCUUACGGAGAGGAACGCUGUGACGUCACACUGCCCCCACCAGAGCCAGCAGUUCCGGCUUACGUACUACCUCCUCUUCCUCCCCUGACCAUCGAUCUGGCUCACAUCAGGGGAGCGCGUAGACGGCAGCCUAGAGCCGCCCCGCCUCGCGAGCGCCCGGCAGACCCUAUCCCCCCACCGGUCUACUUCCACUUCGAUCCUACAGCCACUACAGACAGACGGGGGGAGUACUAUGGCCCGACUCAGUACUACGGUUCCACUUCCACUUCAGCAUCACAGCCUCCGUGGCAUCAGACCUCUUUCCCACAGGGACCCCAGGUAUCAUCGUAUCAGGUCCCGCCUUCGUCGAUGCCGUUUUUUGAGCCGUCGUACGGACAGACAGCAUAUACCACUUCUCUGGGCACGCCACCGGCGUCUCAGUUCCAGCAGGCCACACCACCGGUGUCUCAGUUCCGGCAGGCCACACCACCGGCGUCUCCGUUUCAGCAGACCACACCACCGCCGUUUGCUGCAUCAGAUCAGUAUUACUGUCCAGCGCCAUAUACAGAUGCUCAACCAUUCACGUCUUUCGAACAGUGUUACCGUCCCACGAUGCCUUCGGAUGAUCAGCCGUCGACGUCACAUUCGCGGCCAUCUUCUUCUCACCAGGCCCAGGAUCCAUCACAGCUACAUUUUACACUGUCAGAGUCAUGGUUAUUCGGUCCGGAGAUCGGUUUAGAGCCGUACGAGGAGCUUUUAUUACGACCGGAUCUCACACCUCCAUCUUUUAGACUCCUACCGCCCACACAGGAGGAGACCGGUACUGCACCACCAGCAGCAGACGUUCAGCAUUCAGCUCAGGACGAGGACGCCCACGACAGCGGCGAGAGCCCUCCGGUACCCAGACAGUUUCACUCGAUCACAGACAGCUCGCGGCACCGACGAGAGACUCACGGUUUGAGGAUACAGAGACCGAGGACUCGUAGAUAUGAGGAUUAG